Nannizzia gypsea CBS 118893 is the source of this 1322-nucleotide messenger RNA. Its product is annotated as isocitrate dehydrogenase. The record is from RefSeq and is a predicted model, not a curated record. NCBI's taxonomy places the organism in Eukaryota, Fungi, Ascomycota, Eurotiomycetes, Onygenales, Arthrodermataceae. Gene Ontology annotation, cellular component: mitochondrion. Bases 1 to 1278 code for a protein of 425 amino acids. Gene Ontology annotation, biological process: isocitrate metabolic process. Gene Ontology annotation, molecular function: magnesium ion binding; isocitrate dehydrogenase (NADP+) activity; NAD binding. The transcript has 8 exons.
AUGUCGGCUGCCAGGCGGAAGAUCGUGGUCAAGAACCCGAUUGUCGAGCUCGAUGGAGAUGAGAUGACCAGAAUCAUCUGGCAAGAUAUCAAGGACAAGUUCAUUACACCAUACCUUGAAGUUGACCUCAAGUACUAUGACCUUGGCCUUGAGUACCGUGACCAGACAGACGACCAAGUCACCGUUGAUGCCGCAGAGGCCAUCAAGAAGUAUGGCGUUGGUGUUAAGUGCGCCACCAUCACCCCUGACGAGGCUAGAGUGGAGGAGUUCAAGCUGAAGAAGAGCAAGUCUACCACUCCCGGCUAUACACUUUUGUGGCUAUCUCCCAACGGAACCAUUCGAAAUAUCCUUGGAGGAACCGUCUUCCGUGAACCCAUUGUCAUCCCUCGCAUCCCCAAGCUCGUCCCAGGCUGGAAGAAGCCUAUCAUAAUCGGCCGUCACGCCUUUGGUGACCAGUACCGUGCCACAGACCGCCUCAUCCCUGGUCCCGGCACCCUAGAGCUCGUCUACACCCCCGUCGGCGGAGAGCCAGAGCGUAUCCAGGUAUACGACUUCAAGGGCCCCGGUAUUGCCCAAACACAGUAUAACCUCGACGAGUCUAUUCGAGGAUUUGCACAUGCCAGUUUCAAGCUGGCUAGCCUUAAGGGCCUGCCCAUGUACAUGAGCACCAAGAACACUAUCCUGAAGAAAUACGAUGGCCGCUUCAAGGACAUCUUCCAGGAGAUCUACGAUAAGGAGUAUAAGGCCGACUUCGAGGCCAAGGGUAUCUGGUACGAGCACCGUCUCAUCGACGACAUGGUUGCUCAGAUGAUCAAGUCUGAGGGAGGCUAUGUCAUCGCCAUGAAGAACUACGACGGUGAUGUCCAAUCCGACAUUGUUGCCCAAGGUUUCGGUUCCCUCGGACUCAUGACCUCCACCCUCACCACUCCCGCCGGCGAUGCCUUCGAGUCCGAAGCUGCCCACGGUACCGUCACCCGCCACUACCGCGAACACCAGAAGGGUCGCGAAACCUCUACCAACCCCAUUGCCUCUAUUUUCGCCUGGACCCGAGGCCUGGUCCGCCGUGGCCAGCUCGACGAGACCCCUGAGGUCGUCCACUUCGCCGAGCAGCUUGAGCGUGCUUGCGUUGAAGUCGUUGAUGUCGAAGGCAUUAUGACUAAGGACUUGGCCUUGGCAUGCGGAAGGAAGGACAGAGAAAGCUGGGUUACCACUAAGGAGUACCUCGCUGCUGUUGAGAAACGGCUACAGAAGAACCUGGGUGAGGAGACCAAGCUGUAGAAGUAGUUGGUAGUUUGUUAGAUCUAGAUAGAUGGAAUAAAUUA